AGUUAUUGCAGCGCUUUUAACCCUGGCAGACCAUACUCUCGAUCAGUGGGGCUGAGCACGGGGAGGCAAGCGCAUAUAGACCGGCGGCGCGAGAACUAUUGGUGCUAGAAUAUUUCAGCGAGCUAGGGAAUCUGAAAACAUACACUGAUGCUCUUCUUUCGUUUGAGUUGAGAACAGAGAAGAAUGGAUCGCGACUACAUUGGCAAUCAAUAAGGAAUUAGGAGAGAGUCUUUGUGUUUGUGCGUACAUUUAGAAUGCCAUAAACUAGGUCCGGUCGAUAGCACUGCCAUAUACGCGCCCUAGCCACAGCGAUAGAAUCAAGUGAGUUCACCUUCACUAUUCACUGCAGUAGCCUGGGAAUUAGCGCUCAGCUGGUAUUCUUGAAAAGAGUGAAAUCAACCAGUCUGCCUCAGGGCCAGAGCGGUUCAUUCUUGGUGUGUUGUGUAUGGAAACUAGAAGACGUGUGCCUCAAAAGGAGCAGUUAUUAGAAAUGAUUUAAGUGGCUAUUAAAGUACAAAGGAUUUGACUUGGAACCUGAACUAGUGGAUAUUAAAGGAAAUUACCCAAAAUGUCUGACAAGACCAAUUCGAUUGAGAGCUCAGAGAUUGUUGAGUUGAACGUUGGUGGAGUGUUUUAUACAACAACACUCGCCACCUUAAAGAAGAUCCCUGAAUGUCGACUCGGCAAGAUGUUUGGCGAUGACUCUACGGCAAUUUUUGUGCGGGACGCUAAAGGCAAAUAUUUUAUUGAUAGAGAUGGUGUAUUGUUCCGAUACAUAUUGGACUAUCUCCGGAACCUCAAGCUUAUUCUACCAGAGAAUUUCCACGAACGUGAGCGACUCCGACAAGAAGCUGAUUUCUUUGAGCUGGAGGACUUAGUGAACAGUUUAAGCGCUCUGUCGCCAAAACCGGCCCACUUAACCCCUCUGUCCAGCACUUCCAGUCCCCCUGGAAUUACCGGUUCCGCCCUAUCAGGGUCUAUACUUAAACCCUUGCCUAGCGUUACCGGCAAGCAACCGGGAUAUAUAACUGUAGGCUACAGGGGAACAUUUGCUUUCGGAAGAGACGGGCUUGCUGACGUUAAAUUCCGAAAGCUGAGUAGAAUCAUCGUGUGUGGUAGAAUUUCCUUGUGUCGAGAGGCAUUCAAAGAAACCCUGAACGAAAGCAGAGACCCAGAUCGGGGUGGCAUGGAUAGAUACACAGGAAGGUAUUUCCUCAAGCAUACAUACUUGGAGCAGGCCUUUGACAUGCUUCAAGAAGAGGGGUUCUUCUUGGCAGGUGGGGUUGGCACCGGGACCAACAGUGCUGGCGAGCUAAAAGCGGGGAUGGACACAGAGGAAGCCAAGUGGCAACAUUACAACGAAUUCAUCUUUGAAAGACGCUGAGCCUAACUGAAUUAUUUUGGUUUCAAUCACUGCACGUUACGAUGACCAUGUCCGAACUGGCACGCGUUGCCAUCUCACGAGGAUUCGAUCAUUCUGGAGGACCAUGAUACAGAGAUACUCCGUGAAACCCUGAUGAAUUCAUAUACCUACAUUCCAGCAAGGAGACCGCCGCUGCCGGCCUAUGUGCUGAUUGCUGGUAUGUGUGUGAUGAUGUGAACUGUGACUGUUUACGUCAGUGUCACCAAAUAUUGGUGGCGAUGGUUGCAGAACUGGCCAGCAGAGCUCACCAAUGAGGGUAAUGUUUGCUUGCGAAACACAGUACAGAAUCAUUAUAUUCGAAUGCACGAAUUUCGUAAUGUCCACCAUGCUUGUCGUUACACGACAUUCAUCUAUCAUAUUAUGCAUCUUUUUUCAGAGUAGAUUUUUUCAGUUGUUAUGUAUACUGGCAUCACAGAAGUCAAUUGAACUGAUCUCUGCAGCAAUAUAGAUAUAUCUAUUGAAAUUAGCCAUAUAAUUGGAAUUUUCUCUGGAGGUAUGUUUAUGACGCAUGAUCAUAUACACUCGUGUUGUCGUAGGAUUGAGGCUGCAGACCAAUACUAUUUUGUAAAAGUCGUCACAAGAAAUUUCAAAGAAUAAAGAAGUUUAGAAUUGAA
Molecule: messenger RNA, 2037 nt
Organism: Haliotis rufescens (red abalone)
Lineage: Eukaryota; Metazoa; Mollusca; Gastropoda; Lepetellida; Haliotidae
Product: BTB/POZ domain-containing protein KCTD12-like
Exons: 1
Coding region: 569-1384 (271 amino acids)
Biological process (GO): protein homooligomerization
Molecular function (GO): protein binding
Source: RefSeq, a predicted model, not a curated record